CACGUGAUUCAAAUCCAUAAGGUUAUUGCAAAAAAUAAAAAGGUCCGAUACUUUUCUAACAGACCUCGUAUUCCAGUGGCUGAUCAUCACGAGGCAGAGGGUCUGCUUUGGGCAGGUUCAGUUGACCUGCCACAAUUGUUGCCUUAAAAGGGCUCUCGUUAAACACACCAUCACCAGAACCAGUCUGUCCAAUGUCGACAUACAUGAAUUUGUGGUGAGCAUCUACAAUUACAAGUAGUACAAUGGAGAAGAAACCUUUGUAAUUGUAGAAUAAGAUGCCAGUCUUUGCAGGAAUAAACACACUUAUGGUUGUGUGAGCAACUCGAAAUCCAUACUGAAGUGACUUGUAGCUGUUUCCAGCUUCAAACCAGGUUCCAGAGCCUUCCUGUAGUUGGUACCUUGUUUGGUAAUCGUCGGUGCAAUUCCUGUCAAAAGUUCAUGAAAAGCUGCUGGCUCCAUCGGCAUGAAAUUGGUAAAUGUGUUUGCUCAUGGUACACUGUGUCCCAGACAGGAAGUGCCAAAUUUUGAGUCCACACUUUAAAAAAAAAGUCCUUCAGAGAGCGAAAUUAAGAGGUUAUACAGGUCGUAUACAGAACAGAGGAUGAGUAAUUUAGUUACUCCUGAGUUGUCCUGAGUCUGGACAUAAGUGUCAUAACUGUCAUGCACAUGCCAUAAAAAGUGUCAUGGACAUGCCAUAAAGAUUAUAACAGUGAUUACAGAUUGAUGGGGGGAGGUGCAGGGCAAACAACUAAAACUCUUCAAUGUGCACCACAAAACACAAAGUUCUCAUGAAGAAUAAAAGGAGGCAGGACACUCCUGUCCCCUCCGCCUCCUCCACUUCCACGCCCGUCUCAGGGACUAUAAAGAUCACAUCUACAGUGUAUAUUUUCAGCUGUUUCACGGCCCUCCUCACAGCUACAGCCCGUCUCCUGAGGGACAUUUAAGCCUGAUCAUGAGCAAGAACUACCUAUCCAAAAAUGAUGAGCUCCGCAAGGGAGACUACCUGCUUUCCAACAACGGGCAGUGGAAAGCCAUCUUCCAGGAUGAUGGUAACUUUGUCAUCUAUGGCUGGAAGCCGACGUGGGCUUCAGGCACAUAUGGAGCAGACGUGGUUCGCCUGUGCAUGCAGAGUGACUGCAACCUGGUUAUGUACAAUGCAAAAGGUGAACCCAAAUGGGCAACAAACACUUACAGGCCCACAGAAGCCGUAAUGUGCCGUCUUCAUCUAACUGAUGAUGGCAAAUUGGUGGUGUGCAGAGAAGCCGAUGAAAUUUGGACGUCCAAAUGAGGCUACAUAUGAUGUCAUCAAAUCAAAGCUUCUGUUAUAGAGUGAUGCACCUGGUCCAUUUGUUAACUGAACUCAAAUAAAAUCAAUAUAUCACAAUUCAUGA
Molecule: messenger RNA, 1391 nt
Organism: Thalassophryne amazonica
Lineage: Eukaryota; Metazoa; Chordata; Actinopteri; Batrachoidiformes; Batrachoididae
Product: mannose-specific lectin-like
Exons: 3
Coding region: 953-1288 (111 amino acids)
Source: RefSeq, a predicted model, not a curated record